AUGAACAAGGUAAGAGAGGAAUUGGUCGGUUCAACCGUCGAAGAAAAGAAACUAGAAGAGAAUAGAACCCAUAAAAAAUACUGGUAUAGAUGGGGCCCAUAUAUGAGCGAAAGAAGUUGGGCUACUGUUCGGGAAGAUUAUUCUGCUGAUGGUGAUGCAUGGUCACAUUUUCCCUUCGAACACGCAAAUGCUCGUGUCUUUCGUUGGGGUGAAGAUGGUCUUUUCGGUGUUUCUGACAACAAACAAUUGAUCUGUCUUAGCCUGGCCCUAUGGAAUGGUAAAGAUAUUAGAUUAAAAGAAAGAUUAUUUGGUUUAACAGGUCAUCAAGGUAACCACGGUGAGGAUGUGAAAGAACUGUAUUAUUAUUUAGAUAAUACUCCGACUCAUUCUUAUAUGAAAGCAUUGUAUAAGUAUCCUUUCAUGAAGGCAUACCCAUACGAUGAAUUAGUUCAAGAAAAUGGUAAGAGGGGCUAUUUAGACAAAGAAUUAGAAAUUAAUGAAAUGGAAGGAUAUUUUAAAAAUGAAAAGGAAAAUGAUACUCCAUACUUCGAUGUCUUUUUCGAAAUGGCUAAAGGUGAUGAUAAUCCGAAUGAUUUGAAUUUCAGAAUCACUGUUCAUAACAGAAGUGAAAUUCAUGCAGGCCAAUUGCAUGUCGCGCCACAAAUCUUUUUCAGAAAUACUUGGGCCUGGGAUUCAAAUAUAAAGAAUAAACCUUGUUUGAAGAAAGUGACUGACUCAUCUAAUUUAAUCGAUGUCACACAUCAGAAAUAUGGAACUAGAAAAAUUGUUUUCCAACCUUCUCCGGGGUUCACUGCAGACGGAUCCAAACGUGCAGAUAUUGAACCAAAAUUACUAUUCACUGAAAAUGAACCGAACUUUGUGAAGUUAUUCAACUCUUCAAAGAACCCUGCCCCAUAUUCUAAGGAUGCUGUCGAGGAAUAUGUUGUAAAGGGCAAUACAGAGGGUACAGUAAAUCCAGAUAAUGAAGGUACAAAAGCUGCUGCCGUUUACUAUUUCCCCAAUAUCCCUCCCGGCGAGUGUGUCACAAUCAGGUAUAAAUUUACAGAUGAUCCCGAAAAUACCAUCUUCAAUUCCAACGAGCUAUCUGUUAUUAAUGAGGAAGCCUUCGACACUAUUUUUGAGAAUCGUAAAGAAGAAGCAGAUAACUUCUUCUGGAGAGUUAAUCCUUCACCAAUCAAUCCAGAAAUGAGAAACAUACAAAGGCAAGCCUUCGCUGGUUUAUUAUGGACCAAACAAUUUUAUAAUUUCACCUUUGAUGCAUGGUAUAAUGGUGACCCAAGUAUUAAACCAAGUCCUCCCCCAAAUAGAGCCAAUGGUAGAAACAGUAAUUGGAAACAUAUUUACAUCGAUGAUAUCUUAUCGAUGCCAGAUAAGUGGGAAUAUCCAUUUUUUGCCUCCUGGGAUAGUGCUUUCCAUUGCAUCCCACUUUCCAUGAUUGAUCCAGACUUUGCUAAACGUCAGCUAGACCUAUUAACAAGAGAAUGGUAUAUGCAUCCAAAUGGUCAAAUUCCUGCAUAUGAAUGGAAUUUCAAUGACGUCAAUCCACCCGUUCAUGCAUGGGCUACAUAUCGUGUUUUCAAGAUUGAAAAAAGUUUGUACAACCGUGAAGACUUCGUCUUCUUGGAACGUGUUUUUCAGAAAUUAUUACUAAACUUUACAUGGUGGGUUAAUCGUAAGGAUACUCAAGGUAAGAAUUUAUUUGAAGGCGGUUUCUUAGGUCUGGACAAUAUUGGUGUUUUCAAUAGAUCAGAACCCCUGCCUACUGGAGGUACUUUGGAACAAGCAGAUUCAACUGGAUGGAUGGCAUUUUUCUCUUUACAAAUGUUAAAUAUUGCUCUGGAACUAGCAAAGAGGAAUCCUGUUUAUGAAGAUAUUGCGUCAAAAUUUUUUGAACAUUUCAUUUUGAUUAGUGACACAAUGUCAUUCGAAUAUGCGAUUGAUACAUCACAUGGAGAAUUUCAAAAAGUUGUCAAACAGAAUUUGUGGAAUGAGCAUGACAAAUUUUACUACGAUGCCAUCUCUUGGGGAGGCCCAUACAGGGAACAGCUUCCAAUUAGGUCAUUAGUGGGAUUAAUUCCAUUAUAUGCCUCUAUGACGUUAGAGUCUAGUUUAGUCAGACAAUUCCCUGGAUUUAAAAAAAGAGUGGAUUGGUUCAUCAAUAAUAGACCGGAAAUAUUUGGUAGAAAUGUUGCAAAUAUGGCAGAAACUGGCAUUGGCGAAAGGGUUUUACUAUCUCUUGUGACCAAGGACAGAUUGGAGGCAAUUCUUACGAGAAUGUUGGACGAAAGUGAAUUUCUUUCAGAUUAUGGUAUUAGAUCACUAUCUAAAUACCACGAAGUGCACCCAUUUAGAAUGAAUGUCCAUGGUAAAGAGUAUUGUGUCAAGUAUUUACCGGGGGAGUCCGAUUCAGGUAUGUUCGGCGGUAAUUCCAAUUGGAGAGGACCUAUCUGGUUCCCUACUAAUUUCUUAAUCACCGAAUCUUUACAAAGAAUGUUUUUGUACCAUGGUCCCGAUUUCAAAGUUGAAUGUCCAGUUGGCUCAGGUAAAUAUCUAGAUCUAUCUGAAGUUGCUGAUGAAUUAAGUUCACGUAUGAUAGCCAUGUUUUUACCUGACGGCAAAAAAGAAGGUGAACGUGCAAUCUACACAGGCUCACAAUCUAAAUUUCUUUCUAAUGAUCCCUAUUUCAAGAAUUAUGUCACAUUUUAUGAAUACUUUGAUGGUGACACUGGUAGAGGAGUAGGUGCAUCGCAUCAAGUAGGUUGGACCUCUUUGGUUGCCAAAUGGAUUAGUGAUGUUGGUGCUAAUUGCACAAAGGUCACAACUACUGAAAAUUCUAUCAAUACUCUCGUGACAGAGAAGAAGCUUACAUUGCCCAAGAGUUCCAAAUCGUUCAAUGGUUUGACUACGACCAAUAGAGACACAACAGCAGGUGUCAAAGCUCAUGUUAGUGAAGCUACUACGAUAAAUAAACUAAAGGAGCAAAUGGAACUCUUGAAUUUCGAUGACAAUCGUGAUACAGACUUGACGUCCAAGAAUCAUGCAGAGUUAGCCUGCCAUCUGUAG
Molecule: messenger RNA, 3084 nt
Organism: Kazachstania africana CBS 2517
Lineage: Eukaryota; Fungi; Ascomycota; Saccharomycetes; Saccharomycetales; Saccharomycetaceae
Exons: 1
Coding region: 1-3084 (1027 amino acids)
Biological process (GO): oligosaccharide metabolic process; protein N-linked glycosylation
Cellular component (GO): endoplasmic reticulum membrane
Molecular function (GO): Glc3Man9GlcNAc2 oligosaccharide glucosidase activity
Source: RefSeq, a predicted model, not a curated record